AUGUUUCUUCACUCAGUCAACCUUGGGAACCUGGCGUUUUAUGUCUUCAUGGUCUUUAUGGCCACCCUGGGACUAUGGGAUGUCUUUUUCGGCUUUGAGGAGAACAAGUGCAGUAUGAGCUACAUGUUUGAGUACCCGGAGUAUCAGAAAAUAGAACUUCCAAAGAAACUGGCAAAACGCUAUCCAGCAUAUGAGUUAUAUCUUUAUGGAGAAGGAUCGUAUGCUGAAGAACACAAAAUUCUCCCUUUGACAGGUAUUCCAGUUCUCUUUCUUCCUGGUAAUGCUGGAAGUUAUAAGCAAGUUCGUUCUAUUGGCUCUAUUGCUCUUAGAAAAGCAGAAGACAUUGACUUCAAGUACCACUUUGACUUCUUUAGUGUGAACUUCAAUGAGGAACUAGUGGCACUAUAUGGUGGAAGUCUUCAGAAGCAGACCAAGUUUGUACAUGAAUGCAUUAAGACAAUUCUCAAACUCUACAAGGGUCAAGAAUUUGCUCCGAAAAGUGUGACAAUAAUUGGUCAUUCUAUGGGUGGCCUUGUUGCAAGAGCAUUGCUUACACUGAAAAAUUUUAAACAAGAUCUGAUAAAUCUUCUUAUUACACAAGCCACACCUCAUGUUGCUCCUGUGAUGCCAUUAGAUCGUUUCAUUACAGAUUUCUAUAUGACUGUAAACAACUAUUGGAUUCUAAAUGCUCGACACAUAAAUUUAACCACACUUUCUGUAGCUGGAGGAUUCCGGGACUACCAAGUUCGUUCAGGACUGACUUUUCUACCAAAACUAAGCCAUCAUACCAGUGCCUUAUCUGUUGUGAGUUCAGCAGUGCCUAAGACCUGGGUUUCAACAGAUCACCUCUCCAUUGUGUGGUGUAAACAAUUGCAGUUGACUACGGUUCGAGCAUUCUUUGAUCUUAUUGAUGCUGAUACUAAACAGAUAACUCAAAAUUCCAAGAAGAAAUUGUCAGUUUUGAAUCACCACUUUAUAAGACAUCCUGCAAAACAUUUUGAGGAAAAACCAGCUAUAAUUUCUGACUUAACAGGUUGGUGCUAUAUUGAGUGUUUUUUCUUUUUUUAGGAAUCUGAUAAGAUAUAUUUUACAUUUCCUCUUGCAAAUCAUAGAAAAAUCCACACUCAUGUCUACUGUCAGAGCACUAUGCUGGAUUCAAAUAGUUGGAUUUUUGGCUGCAUAAACAGCACUUCUAUGUGCCGGCAAGGGGUUGAUUUAUCAUGGAAAGCUGAACUGCUGCCAACAAUUAAGUCUAUGAUGUUAAGACUUCAAGACUAUCCAUCUUUGUCUCAUCUUGUUGUUUAUGUACCAUCUAUUCAUGGAAGUAAGUUUGUUGUAGAUUGUGAAUUCUUUAAAAAAGAGAAAAGAUACAUACAGCUUCCUGUAACUCAUCUUUUUUCCUUUGGAUUGUCUUCAAGGAAAGUUGUGUUAAAUACAAGUGGCCUGUACUACAAUAUAGAGCUUCUGAACUUUGGACAGAUAUACCAAGCUUUUAAAAUCAACGUGGUAAGCAAGUGCUCAGCAGUCAAAGUGCCAGUUACUGUUGAUACAGCAAAUUCGGUAGUUAGAUUUCAUGGCGGAGCUCUUCCUGCUUAUGUUGUAUCUAGUAUCCUCCUUGCUUAUGGAGGACAGUUAUACUCUCUUUUCUCAACAGGUUAUUGCAUAGAAUAUGCUACCAUAUUGGAUAAAGAAGCUAAACCAUACAAAGUUGAUCCUUUUGUAAUUAUAAUUAAGUUUCUAUUGGGGUAUAAAUGGUUUAAAGAACUGUGGGACACAUUACUGCUACCAGAAUUAGAUGCCAUCUUUUUAACUAGUCAGAGCAUGUGUUUCCCCCUUGUAUCCUUGAUUCUCUUUCUCUUUGGAACAUGUACUGCCUACUGGAGUGGCCUGCUCUCCUCUGCAUCUGUGCGACUCCUUUCUUCGUUGUGGCUUGCUUUGAAAAGACCCUCUGAACUUCCUAAAGAUAUUAAGAUGAUAUCACCAGACUUGCCCAUUUUGACAAUUGUUUUGAUCAUAGUUAGUUGGACAACUUGUGGAGCACUUGCCAUACUUCUUUCUUAUCUUUACUAUGUGUUUAAGGUGGUCAAGGGAAAUAAAAGGAGUAAAUUGUUGAAGACUGCUUCACAGUUUCCACUUCCUCUGGCUGUUGGUGUGAUUGCUUUUGGAUCAACACACUUAUAUAGGGUUCCAUGCUUUGUCUUCAUUCCUCUUUUACUCCACGCGUUAUGCAACUUUAUGUGAGAUUGGACUUACAGAAUGAUAAAGAUG
Molecule: messenger RNA, 2268 nt
Organism: Propithecus coquereli (Coquerel's sifaka)
Lineage: Eukaryota; Metazoa; Chordata; Mammalia; Primates; Indriidae
Gene: PGAP1
Product: post-GPI attachment to proteins 1
Exons: 22
Biological process (GO): GPI anchor metabolic process; endoplasmic reticulum to Golgi vesicle-mediated transport
Cellular component (GO): endoplasmic reticulum
Molecular function (GO): phosphatidylinositol deacylase activity
Source: RefSeq, a predicted model, not a curated record